Molecule: messenger RNA, 1462 nt
Organism: Oryzias melastigma (Indian medaka)
Lineage: Eukaryota; Metazoa; Chordata; Actinopteri; Beloniformes; Adrianichthyidae
Gene: ap3s1
Product: adaptor related protein complex 3 subunit sigma 1
Exons: 6
Coding region: 236-817 (193 amino acids)
Biological process (GO): Golgi to vacuole transport; intracellular protein transport
Cellular component (GO): intracellular membrane-bounded organelle; AP-3 adaptor complex; membrane coat
Source: RefSeq, a predicted model, not a curated record
CUUUUGGUCUGUUGCGGCUCCCGUAGAAGCAGGACGAAGAAAGAUGACUGUUCCUUUGACGUGGAAUAUUUCCGUAAAGAGACGAUGGAGGAGUAGCGGCGUGCAGGUCGAAGCCUUCCCGUCCUAACUUCACAUCCAGACGGGAUUUGUUUUAGCUUUUACACCCAUCCGGGUGUGGGUUUUUCCGACUCAACGAUAAACGUCUCUCACCUCUUUCAUUUUUUAAGCUACAAUCAUGAUUAAAGCCAUUUUAAUUUUUAACAACCACGGGAAACCAAGACUUUCUAAAUUCUACGAGCAUUAUAAUGAAGACACGGAGCAGCAGAUCAUAAGGGAAACCUUCCACUUGGUCUCCAAAAGAGAUGAAAACGUCUGCAAUUUCUUAGAAGGAGGAAUGCUUAUCGGGGGCUCGGACUACAAGCUGAUCUACAGACACUACGCCACAUUGUACUUUGUGUUCUGUGUCGACUCUUCAGAGAGUGAAUUAGGCAUUUUAGACUUAAUCCAGGUAUUUGUAGAAACGUUGGACAAAUGCUUUGAAAACGUCUGUGAACUUGACUUAAUUUUCCAUGUAGACAAGGUCCACAAUAUUCUUGCUGAAAUGGUGAUGGGUGGAAUGGUCUUAGAGACCAACAUGAAUGAAAUCAUCACACAGGUGGACGCCCAAAACAAGAUGGAGAAAGCUGAGGCCGGUAUCGCAGGAGCGCCCGCUCGUGCCGUAUCUGCUGUGAAGAACAUGAACCUGCCGGAAAUGCCCAGAAACAUCAACAUUGGGGACAUCAGCAUAAAAGUGCCAAAUUUACCUUCCUUCAAGUAGUGGCAGCGACCUCCAGAACCUGCAGAUUCCACCACUGUUUACCAUGAAGUAAUCUGUUUACCAACAUCUAACUUAAAUCAAAAAAAUAAUUGAAGGUACUGAGUGAUUUGACACUCCCUUUAUUUCUAUUUUUUUCUGUUUAGAUGUUAAUGUUGAAGAGUUUUAGCUGUUUAAAAGGAAGAAUAUAUAUCUAUAUAAUUAUUUGUGAUACAUUCCUGACAGGAGUUAGUCUUGUUAUAUUCAGCUUUACCAGUACAGAUUAUUGCAGUUUCUAACUAAAAUCAUUUUACUUGAACAAAUGUUUCACUCCAAAGACAGAGCAAGACAAUUUAGCCUUUUAGUCAUGUUUUUUUUUUCACUCCAGAUUAGAAAAAUCAACCAAAAAAUGCUUUUAAAUUGGAUUGUAUCCAUUUCAGAAUAAGGAAAAGGUCUGCUAAAAUGUUAUAAUGAAAUACAGAAUAAAUGAAUAGGGUGGUAUUUCAGAUACUGUCUGACAAUUAUGGCUUUAUUAUUUGUGUAUUUGCUGACAAAAAGUUUUUUUUCUUGUUUGCACAAUAUUUUAAAAAUAUUUAUCAUCUCUUAUCAGAUGUUUCUUAGUUUUUAUCUGCUUCUCUUCUUUUUCAACAAUAAAUUAUGAAAACCCUU